Messenger RNA from Cladocopium goreaui, 2208 nucleotides. The record is from the annotation of a GenBank genome assembly. NCBI's taxonomy places the organism in Eukaryota, Dinophyceae, Suessiales, Symbiodiniaceae.
UUCUCCGCACUUCUUUGCAACAUCUGCCACGGCUUUGGCCAGCACAUGGAAGCAAAACGGUCCAGUUUUUCCAGUGGCACCAGCGGCAUGAGUUUUAAAAAACGGUUGGGCAAGAUGCGCUUCCUUGCAGCUCCGGCUCCCCAUGUUCAACCUGACCAGGCGGAGGGUGAGGGCAAGACAGCCCUGGCACAUGCUUUGAAAAAUAUUCAGAACGAGUCUGUGCGCUACAGACAUUUGCGCAUCAAACCGUGGCUGGAUGAAGAUGGCAAUGUGAUUUGGUCCUGGCAGCGUAUUUGGCUGGCGCGGAUUGUGAUGAACCAGGUCUUCGAAACCUUGAUGGGAUUGAUGAUCUUCUGUAACGUUUUGCUCAUAGUCUACGAAGCCAAUGCGGACGCAUCGUGCUACCCUGAGUUCACCGGGCGUUUCAAUGAUUGUCCGCACAGCAGCAGUGCAGACCUCUGGCCAUGGAUGUGCAAUUUGGGCUUGCAGCUGAUCUAUAGCAGCGAAUGUCUAGCCAGACUUUUUGUUGAGCGCGGCAUGUAUUUCCACAAUCGCUGGAACAUGACAGAUCUGAUGAUCGUUCUCGUGGGAUGGUUUGGCAUGGCCCUCCAAGAGAUGGUGAACUUGAAUGUCUUGAGGAUCUUUCGGGUCCUCAGGUUGCUCAGGGCUGGUAGGUUAUUGAUCUCGGUGCCCGAGCUCUACAUUCUGGUGAGUGGUUUGACCACUUCCAUCAAGGCCAUCUUCUUUGGCUCCAUCAUGCUCGCCUCUGUGGUCUUCGUCUGGGCCAUUGUGAUGGUCGAGUUGGUUCACCCGUUGAACUUGGAGAUCGAUUAUACCCAGACCUUGUGUCCCCGCUGCCCACGGAGCUUCUCUACUGUCUACUCCGCGUCCCUGACGCUCUUCAGUCAGAUCGUGGCGGGCGACGGCUGGGGCACCCUGUCGCUGCCCUUGGCGGAGGCGCAUCCCUGGCUCUCCGUGAUCCUCUUCGCCAUUAUUAUCUCCAUCUCGCUGGGGGUCAUGAACCUGAUUCUGGUGGUGAUCGUAGAGAAAGCGGCGGAAGCGCGGCAGAACGAUCUGGACCGGAAGUUGGCGCAGAAAGAUUUGGAUCGUGAAAAGAAUAUGAUCGAGUUGGCAUUGUUGUGCGAUCGAAUGGACACGGACAAAAGCGGCGCCCUGUCCUUAGAAGAGAUGCUUCAUGGCUAUGUGAACGAGAGGAAGUUUUAUACCUUGAUGCAGGAAUCGGGUAUUGAGAAGGAUGACAUUCAGACCAUGUUCAAUGUCUUGGACGCGAACAAUUCUGGAGAGCCACCUCUGUGGUUGGUCGACUACCUCGAGUUCUGCAAUUUGUUGGGAAGGUGCCCCAAGCGCGACCCCAUGAUGCUGGCUGCUAUGACCAGGCAUUCCGUGAUGGAAUUGCGGAAAAUUUUACAGCAGGAUAUACUGGAAGUUGUCAGGGAGCAGACGGAGCUUCUGAAAGAGCAGUUGGAUCUCUUGUGCCACAUCCCACAGUGCGAAGCCGCCGGUCGGGCGCUGCAGAAGCGUCGCGAUGAGCGGAGCGCCAGUCAGCGGAAGGUGCAGAGGGCGACGGCCGGCGUCAGCGGCUUCAGCCAGCUGCAGGUGCAGCUCGAAGAGUUGUCUCGCUGGGCCACGCAAGUGAUGCUGGCCGAAGUCCCGAAGUCGCCUGUCGGCCUGCCGAGAGGCUUCCUCGAGCGGCCUGACUCGCGCAGUUCCGUAGGAUCUUCUCAAGUUACCGCCAAGACCAGCUCGUCGCUGUGUCGGAACUUUCCGGUGGCGGGUCAGUGGAACGAGAUCGACCGACAGUUUCAACAGCUCAAUGGGAAGUUCGAUGAACAGCUGCGAAGGGAGAAGGAGAUGGAGAAGAGGUGUAAGAGGCUGAUGGAGGAUCUAUCCUCAACCCUGGAGGGUAAGAGUUGGGUGAUCAAGGAAGACCUCUGACCUCAGUCUUUUUUUGGCAGAUUUUCGACCAUACGUUCCCCUAAGGGGAGGUGCUUGACGAAAGUUACCUACGGGCCUACGUUUCACACGUUUCACCUUCUUACCGCAAUUCUUGCAUAGCCCGGUGAACUGAAAUGCACUUGGGUUCCGAUGUCGGAUCAAUGCUCCGAGUGGUCCAGAUAUAGCUGAGAGGUUGUAUUGAGCUGCUUGGUGGUUAGUUUCUUCUUUGAAGAUCCCAAAAAGGGAUGACCC